This is a messenger RNA of Chanos chanos (milkfish), 1700 nucleotides long. RefSeq names its product protein yippee-like 5. Bases 108 to 473 code for a protein of 121 amino acids. The record is from RefSeq and is a predicted model, not a curated record. The transcript has 3 exons. NCBI's taxonomy places the organism in Eukaryota, Metazoa, Chordata, Actinopteri, Gonorynchiformes, Chanidae.
UUCAUUGGAAUUAGAACAUCACAGAAAAACAGGGAAUUUGACAGUUGCCCAGAUCAUUGUUAUUCAAAAACAUUUCAAGUUCAAGACGUCUGGGCCUGGGCUGUGCCAUGGGGCGGAUCUUCCUAGACCAUAUCGGCGGAACACGCCUUUUCUCCUGCGCCAACUGUGACACCAUCCUGACCAACCGCUCUGAGCUCAUCUCCACACGCUUCACUGGAGCCACUGGCAGAGCCUUCCUCUUCAACAAGGUGGUAAACCUGCAGUACAGCGAGGUGCAGGAUCGUGUAAUGCUGACAGGGAGACACAUGGUACGGGAUGUCAGUUGCAAAAACUGCAACAGCAAAUUGGGGUGGAUCUACGAGUUUGCCACAGAGGACAGUCAGCGUUACAAAGAGGGACGUGUCAUCCUGGAGAGAGCGCUGGUGAGAGAGAGCGAGGGUUUUGAGGAGCACUUGCCCUCCGACACCUCCUGAACUCCUCAUUGACUCUGCAGGACUGCUGACUCAUGCUGUGUCUCUCCUCCUGAACUCCUCAUUGACUCUCUGCAGGAGCAAUGACUUGCCUCCUGGCUAAGCUUGUCACCACAAUGAAGUUACUGUUAUAUCUGGAGAAAUAUACAUACACCUGUUGACCAAUGCAGCCAUUACCCACUGCAUAAUCUAUAGUUUACUGAAUGAUCCAAGACAAGUACUAGAUUAAAGCUUCAAUGAUACCAGCAACUAUAGUCAUCUAAACCAGACCUAUUCGAAAACAGCCAAGUAAAUAUGUAAUUCCUCCUUCAGGCAACUGAUCAAACCAUUAACACAGCAAUAAGCCAGUCACAGCUUGCCAGAUGAUUUUGGUUUCCUCACUUAGCGUAACUCUUUUUAAACACACAGACAGAACAUGCUGUUCAACUGUGUGUGUCACAGUCUGUUUUCUCACUAGGCUGUGAUAUGUCCUUUCCUUUUCUUGUUUAAUGUGUACUUUGCUGACACUUUAAUGAAGGCAGAGUGGAGCUCAGUGAUGAAUGAUGCCAGAUUUUGGCAGUGAGGAAUGUUGUCUUUUCACUGUCUGUAUCUGAUGUUAGCACAGCCAAAACAUGCACACCUUACAUGUUUGCACAUGGAACACAGUGUCAGAAAAAAAAAGUUUGUGUGUGUUUUUGUUGUAAAAAAAAUGCUUUUAGUUGACAGCUUGGGGCUGUAUGCUAAGAACCAAUCAUUCUAAUGGGGAUAUUUGGUAUGAUCAUUUUAAAAUCUUUUUGUUAUCUGAAAACCACGAUAUGGUUUGAUGGAGAUGAAGAAAUAUUUUGUUAACAUGUUCUCUCAGUAGUGUAACAGAGGGAAAAUUUAGGGCAAAUUUUGUUCACGGGCUUUGCUCAUUCCAACUCAGUCUGGUGGAAACACGCUGCUGCGAUGCUGAUAUAAAGCUCUACUUUUUGUAACAUCCUCCUGACCAAAUCUUUGUCAUUAUCAUUUUUAAUGUCAGGAGCAGUCAACCAAUUUUUCUUCCUGUCUGCCAGGCCCCUUCUAGAUGUGUGUACAUACAGGUAAUCACUUUAUGAUCAUUACAUAUUGAAUGUUAAUUGUUCUAUUAUGAUUGGUUGUUACCACAAUUACGGUAUUUUCUCAUUUUAAAAUGUUAGUCGUUUACAUUUUUGAACCAUUAUCUUGAUAUCUGUAUUUUCCUCAGUAUGUACAUAUUAUGUUAUAUUGUUG